Messenger RNA from Drosophila eugracilis, 1111 nucleotides. Its product is annotated as aquaporin AQPcic. The record is from RefSeq and is a predicted model, not a curated record. The transcript has 3 exons. Gene Ontology annotation, biological process: transmembrane transport. Gene Ontology annotation, cellular component: plasma membrane. The coding region runs from base 121 to 870 and encodes 249 amino acids. Lineage: Eukaryota; Metazoa; Arthropoda; Insecta; Diptera; Drosophilidae. Gene Ontology annotation, molecular function: water channel activity.
CUGCGACGCCGACAGCGCAGCCAAAACGCAGACGAUCGCUGGCAUUUCGCCUGAGGCGGUAUCUACACUCAUUGGCAAACAAACGAUCGACCGAAACGCAGUUGCUGUAAAGUAUUCAAAAUGAAGGGAUCGACGCUGGACAAAAUCUCCGCCUUCCUGGGCGAGCUCAUCGGCACCGGCAUCCUGGUCUUCCUGGGCUGCAUGGGCUGCGUCAAGACGGACCUCUUCCCCAACAACCAUCUCCAGAUUGUGCUGAACUUCGGCUUCGCCGUCCUCAUUGCCAUCCAGUGCUUCGGCUGUGUAUCCGGAGCUCAUCUCAAUCCCGCCGUCACUGUUGCCGCCUACAUCUACGAGAUGGUCUCCCUGCGCAUGGCCUUCGCCUACGUUGCGGCCCAGCUGUUGGGCGCCUUCAUCGGCUAUGGCCUGCUGAUGGUUCUGCUGCCCUCUGCCACCCUUUCCGUGGGCGCCGGCCUCUGCGUGACCUUGCCCCACGCCACCGUGUCCGCCAGCCAGGCCUUCGGCAUUGAGUUCGUCAUCACCUCCAUUCUGGUCAUCGUCUGCUGCGGCGUCUGGGAUCCCCGCAACUCCAAGUUCCACGACUCCGUGGGCAUCCGCUUCGGCCUGGCCAUCGCCUGUCUUGCCUGUGCUGCCGGACCCUUCACUGGUGCCAGCAUGAACCCGGCCAGGUCCUUCGCCCCCGCCCUGUGGAACAAACACUUCGAGGACAACUGGAUCUACUGGCUGGCCCCGCUGAGCGCUUCCGCCAUCACCGCCUACGCCUACAAGGUCGUCUUCCGCCGCGAGGUGGUGGAGGCGGAGAUCACCUCCAACGAGAAGCUGCGCCAGUUGGAGGACGUCCAGCUGUCGUAGAUGCCAAAGACAUUGCUGUAGUGAAAGCCUUAACUAAUUUCUAAUUUCUAGCUUCUAAUCUAAGACGCCGAAUUUCAUAUUAAUGCAUUCAUUGUACGCUAAUUCAAAAGUGUUUUCCCAAAGUGCUCGAACGUUUCGAAAGCGAUAAAUUGUGUUUUUGAAACCAUAAACCACUUGAUGAUCACACCAAUUGCCUUCAGUAAUAAAGAACAUCGAGAUUUUUAAUCUAUUUCUAAUGAAA